CCUCUCAUUUAUAAAUUCUACCUUAAAGAUUACACAUUGCCGCCAGCUAUUAUGUGUACACUCUACUAGUAAUCUGUUCGGUACCAUUGAUUAGUCGGUACCGUCAGUACCACUUCAGCGAGGAGUAGCGACGGAAUUUUUAUUUAACGGAAAGAGAAAUCUACGUGUAAAAGAGACGAAAGUAGAUUUGUAAACAUUUGAAACGUGGAGUACUUAAUUAUAGUGGCAAUUUUAGUUUUUAUGUGACUUGAUGUUUUUUCCGUGUUUAAUAUUUUUGGAUUUAUGAUGGGAGAAGCCGUAAGCGAACAGGUAAAUCAGUGGUUACAAGAAGAUUUGACAACACAGCCUUCCGUAACUUUGAAAAUUUCAGACAUGGAUUCAAAAGAACUAACAACAGUGAUAAUAUUUGUGAUAUUAGCUAUUAUAGUGAUUACCUUAUUAUUUGUCAUCGCCAUAUUCAUUGACUGCCGGCAACAAAAGUUACAAAAUUUGCAGUCCAAACCGAAAAAAACAUUGUUGAAAAUGAAGCUUCCAGUGCCUGUUAUACUUGGUCGUGCAAUAAGAGAAGAUCAACAUUCUAUAUUGGAUAAAAUUGAAUAUGGAGAACCUUCUACUUCAAAUGGAAAUAUAGCAUAGCAGUAUCAUAAGAAUUAUUAGCGUUAAUUUUUCAAAAUAAAUUCUUUGGAAUCCAUUUUAGGUCUGCACCAAUAAAAAGUGAUAUAUUAUGUAAUUAUUAUACUCAGAAGAUUAAAAGACAUUAUUAUUGUUUUUGUUUAUCAAAGAUGUUAUUUUGCAAUAUUCAUUCACUUUUAGGCGCCUGCAAGAAAAUAAAUCAGAUUGUAAACUCACAAAAUGUUUGUAGGCAUUAAGGCGAUUAGGAAGUUGAUUUAUCUUCAAUGUGAACAGAUUUAAUUUGCCUCUAGUAGCACCUGUUAUCUCUUCUUUGCAUGAUUUUUUUUAUUGGUAAAAUAAAUCAAGGUGAUAUAAUUCAUGUUCAAAAUUAAAGGAAAAAUGGUUGAAAAACUAAUUUUAUGUUUAUAACAAAAAACAAUAUGAUAGAAAUUUCCAUCAUCAUUAACAGAACAAUUAUUUUUAUUUAUACACAAAUUGACCACAUUUACUGCAAGAAAUUUACAAUCAGGAUAUUUGCACUGGAGUGACCCAUAUACUGUUGGCCAAUGUUCAGCACCAUCUCUUACAUAUUUUGAAGGUGGAGAAGCUGGAAAACCCUUUUCAUUUUUUAUUGUAGUUUAUCCUCAAGAGUGCUGAUGCUUUGACGACCUCGUUUAGUCUAAUUCAUUUAAGAAUUGGCUCAUUGUUAAUAUAUUUUUCUUAUGGUAGUUUCUUUCUACGGAAUUUUUUUUAUAAAUUACCCACGCAUUUAUUACUGCAAGAUCCAGUAAAAGAAAAAAUCACGCAAAUACCACUUUUUUAACCUUAUAGUUAUAUGGUUUCCAUCCAAAAAACUAUUCAUAAGGUCUACACCUCCUACAUGUCUAUUGUCCACGUGGAGCCCAUGGCUCUUGAUUCCGAACAGGACAGUCAAAAUAUGCUUCGUAUGUUUCACAGAAAACGUGAGUUGUGUUUAGUUCAUAUUCUAUCUCUCGAACUUUAAUAAAUUGACCAGAUAUAAAACAAAAUGCACCGGCAUCAUAUUUACACCUUCGCGAGAACAUUUUCUAGACAUAUACAAAACAUCUGAUCGUUGUUUACCACUAGAGUGCCAUCUGGAGGUACGGCGCGAAUGUAAAAACCCUACUUUGAUCUCUCGUAUUUAUUAAAUUUAUUAUAACUAAUUGAAAUUUAUUAAAAAAUUUGAAAAUUAGAUUAUUUCUAUAAUUAUAACAAAAGCAAACGUUAUAUCUUUUCAAUUUUGUGUAUAAUUGUUGGGUCGUGUAACUAAUGAUGAUAGUACAUCAACUUUUUUAAAUGAUUAAAAACUUGUCAACCUACUAUAUAAUAUAGUUAUUUUCGAGUAUUGAAUAUUUGCAAACCAAUCUUCAUUGUAAUAAAUGUAUAUUUAUCCAAAAUGAAUGUAUAUAAACAUGUAUAAAAAUGUCUAUUAUAAUAAAGAAUAAAUAACGAAAAUAAA
Diorhabda carinulata is the source of this 2092-nucleotide messenger RNA. RefSeq lists its product as uncharacterized. Gene Ontology annotation, cellular component: endoplasmic reticulum membrane. The record is from RefSeq and is a predicted model, not a curated record. The coding region runs from base 283 to 636 and encodes 117 amino acids. Gene Ontology annotation, biological process: GPI anchor biosynthetic process. Lineage: Eukaryota; Metazoa; Arthropoda; Insecta; Coleoptera; Chrysomelidae. The transcript has 3 exons.